Molecule: messenger RNA, 3272 nt
Organism: Toxotes jaculatrix (banded archerfish)
Lineage: Eukaryota; Metazoa; Chordata; Actinopteri; Toxotidae
Product: interleukin enhancer-binding factor 3-like
Exons: 20
Coding region: 206-2815 (869 amino acids)
Cellular component (GO): precatalytic spliceosome
Molecular function (GO): double-stranded RNA binding; single-stranded RNA binding
Source: RefSeq, a predicted model, not a curated record
ACCACCUCUAAUUGCAAACGGACAGCUGUGGCGCUGGCAUGCAGGCUAACGUUAGCUGGCUCCCUAACAGUCAGUGGACUGUCAGUGCUGUAAACAUUAGCUAACCAGCUGCACACAGUUCAGCAGCUUUCCUCCGCAGAGCACGGGAGGAUAAACGACGUGACUGUUGGACAGGUGGUAGCUUCGGCCCGAAAGUCGUGACAGCAUGGCGGCCGCUGCAGCGCCAAUGUGGGAUGAGCACCAGGCGUACGAGGAGCUGCUGUACUGGGACAGUCUGAUCCAGCAGGGACACCGGCUGCUCCCGCAGGAUUUUGACAGGUACGAGGAGCUACGUUACUGGUACGACUGCCUGUGCUACGAGGAGGAGCUGAGACAGUACCAUGACUACAUCGCAGCUGUUGAGGAGAUUGAGGAUAAACGACAUUAUGAGGAGGCUGCAUCCCCUCAGGUGCACAAGGGACCAUAUGAUCGUCACGUGAUGGCCAAACACUCAGAAGUGUAUCCCUCACCGGAGGAGCUGGAGGCGGUGCAGAAAAUCGUCUCCCAUGUGGAAUGUGCUCUGAAGACUGUGGCUGACCAGAUGGAUACUCCAGAAAACAGCAAAGAGAAUACAGAAGCACGGAGUAGUGAUUCAGAAGAGCGUGUCCUGCGUGGGGUCAUGAGGGUCGGCCUGGUGGCCAAAGGGCUCCUGUUGAAGGGAGACAAGGACCUGGAGCUGGUGCUGCUUUGUUCCAACAAGCCGACUGUCACCCUGCUUGAACAAGUGGCUGAAAAGUUAACUGCACAGUUAGAGGCUAUUUUAGCGGAGACAUAUACAGUAAAGCAGUGUCCAGGGGAUGCAGCCAUUGUUGUGACAAGCACGAAGGAGUCAGUCCUGACUCUCACUAUCCACCUGACAUCACCUCUUGUCAGGACGGAGCAAGAGAGUAAAGCUGCAGAAGAAGAAGAAACGCGAACAGUCAACGAUCCGCCGGACGUUCUGGACAGGCAGAAAUGCCUAUCUGCCUUGGCGUCUCUCCGCCACGCCAAGUGGUUCCAGGCCAAGGUCAACAACCUGAGUUCUGCCGUUGUCGUGAUCCGGAUCAUGAGGGACUUGUGUAACCGUGUUCCUACCUGGACGCCACUCUCAGGAUGGCCUCUUGAACUGCUGGUAGAGAAGGCUAUCGCUACAUCUGAGCGACCAAUGGGAGCAGGCGAGUCCCUCCGCAGAGUUUUAGAGAGCAUCGCGUCUGGAAUCCUCUUGGAAGAUGGUCCUGGGAUUAAAGAUCCGUGUGAGAAGGAAGCAGUUGAUGCCACUGAAAAGCUAACGCCACAGCAGCGUGAAGACAUCACACAAAGUGCUCAGUUUGCCUUGAGGCUGUGUGCAUUCGCACAGAUGCACAAGGUGUUGGGCAGAGACUACAAACCUGUAAAGCCACGGAAAUCGGUGGGAGCCAGUGGCAAAGAUGGCACAGCCCAGAUAGCUCCUGCUGGACACUUCAGCCUGCCAGCUAAGAGACCUCACGCUGAGAUGGAGAAAGAGGAGGAGGAGCCCCAUCUCAACAGCAAACAGAGGAAGUUUCUCAAGUUCCAGAAGUGCUUUCAGAGGAAAUCAUUUACCGAGGAUUUUAGCAUGAAUGCUGUGAUGCGUCUGAACCAGUACAGACCUGGCCUGGAUUACCGGCUCACGUCUCAAACUGGCCCAGUGCACGAGCCCGUCUUCACAAUGGCUGUGGACUUAAAUGGGAAAACCUAUGAGGCCACUGGGCCCUCGAAACGAGCUGCCAAGCUUAACGUAGCCACCAAGGUCCUGCAGGAUCUCGGUCUUCCGACAGGCUCAGAAUCUAAAUCAGAGUCCAGUGGCGACGCUGAAGGAACCCAGGAGUCAGUAAAAGCUGCUACCACGACCUCCGCUGCAUCAGAAGAUAGCAGUCAGGGUCCCAUCUUGACCAAAAACGGCAAGAACCCUGUGAUGGAGCUAAAUGAGAAGCGUCGCAGCCUGAAGUACGAGCUGUCUGCAGAGACGGGGGGCUCCCAUGAAAAGUGUUUUGUCAUGGAGGUGGAGGUGGAUGGGCAGAAGUUCAAAGGGAGAGGCUCUAAUAAGAAGGAGGCGAAGGCCUACGCUGCCCUCGCUGCUCUGGAGAAGCUGUUCCCAGACGACAAUGGAGUGUCAAACACUAACAGGAAUUCUUCAAAGAAGAAGGUCACCUACACCGACAUGCACAUCCCGGGCUUCGGUACCAUUCGUGGCAUUCCUUCAGACUCCGGAUCCCGUGGCUGGGGUCCCAGCAGAGGUCGAGGCAGGGGCCGAGGCAAACAGUUUCCUUCAGGACCCAGCUAUAACAAGACUAACUACAGUUAUGAGAGCAGCACUGGCACAGGCUAUCAUAAACUCUAUGGUAAUAACACAGCCAGCACCACAGCCAGAGGCACCGGCCCUACGGGAUCAGGCAGCAACAUUGGCUACGGCACCUUUUACCCUGAGAGCAGCACCACCUACUCCUCCCCGCCCGUCUCCAGUACCAACUCGAGCGUCACAAAGGGAGAAAGCUACCAGUCGAUGCCUCCUCCUGCCGAUCAGGAGAGUCCCUACAGCUACGGGUACGGAGACGAGAAGAAGAAGAUGCUGACACAAGGUCAGAACGAGAGCCAGGGAGGAGACUACUCUAUGUACAGCACAGCUUACCCCAGCUCAGUGACAGGGGGCCAAGUGUAUAAUAAUUAUGGUUGGGGAAACCAGUCGUCCUGGGGGAAUCAGCAGGAGUAUGGGAUGUACCAGGGCUUUGGAGGACAAAGCCAGGGCUCAUAUUCUGGAUAUGGCGACAUGAAUUACUGAUCACGCCAUCAUGUGCAGCCUUUCUCACCUCACUAUGCUAUCUUUUGACUCUGAUUGUUCAGGCUCGAUGAUGAUCCUGGGAUACCACUUCCGAGUGCUUGUGUCGUCUCUGAAACUGGAAUUUUGCUGUGUUUGUUUUGUAACUAUUCACUUGUCUGGUAAAAGCAGUUUUAGUUGACAGAUGCAAGUUUAUGAUUUAUUGACGUCCCUGUUUUCUAACUGCUACGGGCCUCAUUAUGUCCAUGUUGACGUGUAAAAAAAAAAAAACACAAAACCAUACUUGGUUUAUCAUUGUCUUGUUUCUUGGACUGUUGUGUUUUUUUAAUCUAGUGUACUGGUUCUGUAUCAGUAUUUGAUUGAUUUGAUGCUGCUUGUAGUUUGGAACUGAAGAUUUGUUUAUUUGUGUCACAUAACAUGCUCUAUUAACUCUUGUAAAAUAAAUAACUCUUAUUUUGGA